Asparagus officinalis (garden asparagus) is the source of this 811-nucleotide messenger RNA. RefSeq names its product transcription factor bHLH47-like. NCBI's taxonomy places the organism in Eukaryota, Viridiplantae, Streptophyta, Magnoliopsida, Asparagales, Asparagaceae. The transcript has 5 exons. The record is from RefSeq and is a predicted model, not a curated record. Bases 127 to 711 code for a protein of 194 amino acids. Gene Ontology annotation, molecular function: protein dimerization activity.
UUUCCUUCCCAAUUUAACCCUGAAAUCAUAAAUUAACAUCUCAAAAAUAGUUAUCCUUCGAUCUCUUUCGCAACUGUAAUCUCUUCUUCCUUUGAUAACCCCCGGAAAGAUUUGCGAAGUUCAAACAUGAUGUCGACGGAAUGCAGUAAGGAUGUGAUCCCUGAGCACCCUGUUACUGGUUCUCCCUCUAACAAAAAGAAGCAGGGAAAGGUACCAAAGAAGAUUCACAAGGCCGAGAGGGAGAAGCUGAAACGAGAUCAAUUGAAUGAUCUCUUUCUUGAGCUUGGUCACGUACUUGAACCUCGUCUGGAAAAUAAUGGCAAGGCCUCUGUACUCGGUGCUGCUUCUCGGAUUCUAAGAGAUCUCAUUGUUCAAGUUGAAUCUCUCAGAAAAGAAAAUGUAGCAUUAAUGACAGAGUCUUCCUAUGUAACAGUAGAGAAGAAUGAGCUAAAGGAUGAGAACAUCACCCUUGCAACAGAGAUUGCAAGACUCAACGUUGAGCUCCAAGAGAGACAGCAGUCUGAUCCAAUACCACAGCCACCCGUCACUCCUAUCUAUGUUCUUCCUCCCUUCCAUCAAGACCUCAAAAAUAUGUCAGAGGCGGAAACAGCUCCAACAACAGUGAGGAAACCUCUAGCUAGAUAUCCUACCCCUUCUGACUCUUGGCCGUCGCAGAUCCUUUCAGAAGCAUCAGAGAAGCAACAGCACUGAGGAGGUAGUGAGGAGGGGAUUUGAGUUAGAAGUGUAUACAGGGUAUUGUAGAAAUGGAUAGUGACAAUGAAUGAUGAUGAUGAAAACCUUUUCUUUUUUA